UUUCCUCAGUAAACCUACGACCAUGCCUUUUGCUGUCAGAACACACUUUGACGUAAAUCCUUCACCGGCUGCCGCGAAAGCCACCAUGGAAGGAGCACAAUACAACAACAUGGGACGCCAACUCAGCGAGGCGGGUGAUCUCUCAGGGGCCGAGCAAAUGCAUCUUCGUGCUAUAAAGGUGAAGGAGCGCAGCCUGGGUACUGAGCACAUCAAGACCGCGCUGUCCUACAAUGCCAUCGGCGAACUGUACACGAAGAUGGGCCGCCUUGACGACGCCAAAGAGUUUUUGCAAAAGUCUGUCCGCAUCCGCGAUGCCAGUCGCAACCCCGUAGACGAGCUUGAUGCCGCUGGGUCUCGCGAGAACUUGGCGAUCGUCUACGAGAUGCAAGGCAACUUGCAUAGGGCGAAGGAGUUGAGGAGAGUUGGGUUCCCGGACAAGAUGCUGUGCGCCCAUUACUACUGUCCUCACUUAACUCAGCACAGGAAGAAUUUAAUGCAAUGCCGUGGAUGCAAGUCUAUCUAUUAUUGCGGGAAAUCUUGUCAGACGGCUGAUUGGAGGCGCCACAAGAAAUACUGCAAGAAAGAGCAGGCAGAUGUGUAAAAAAACGAUUCGAAUAUCGCUUUGUAGUCGCUGUCUUGUUGUAUUGUAUCGAUAAUUGUAUCAUAUUGCCUGCCGUCGUUGUAUUGUAUCGAAAUGUAUCAUAUUUUCUGCCGUCUUGACGAGUGUAGUCCUUU
This is a messenger RNA of Laetiporus sulphureus 93-53, 735 nucleotides long. RefSeq lists its product as uncharacterized. The record is from RefSeq and is a predicted model, not a curated record. Gene Ontology annotation, molecular function: protein binding. Lineage: Eukaryota; Fungi; Basidiomycota; Agaricomycetes; Polyporales; Laetiporaceae. Bases 23 to 601 code for a protein of 192 amino acids. The transcript has 4 exons.